ACCAACCGCCGGAGCCUCCCCCCCCCGCACCCCACAGCCCUGCCCGGCCGUGCCCGUGCCUGUGCCCGCGGGGCCCGGCGGCGCCGCUCCGCCCGGCGGGGGCGGGCCGGGGCCGGGGCCGGUGGCUGCGGCGGAAGGUGCCGCCGCGGGGGGGCACCGGGCAACGACCGAGCGCCGCCGGGCUGCGGCGUCACUGCGGGCCUGCGCCGGCCCCGCACCGGGCUCCACCGGCACCGGGCUCCACCGGCACCGGGACCGACACCGGGCUUCACCCGCAUCGCAGCGACGGGACCGGCCCCGGGCUUUUCACCAGCACCGCGGCACCGGCACCGGGACUAGGUCUCCAGCGGGAGCGGCCCCGGGCUUCCACCGGCACCGCAGCACCGGCCCCAGCCCCGCUGCACCGGGGCCGCUCUGCCGCACCGGGCCCGUUGCCGCACCGCAGCCGCCGCCCCCAGCCCGGCCCCACGUUCCCCCGGUGAGCGGGAGCACCGGUCCCGGCCCCGCGCCGCCCCCCCGGGCCGCCCCCGGGAUGGGGCCCGGUGGCACCGGCAGCAGCUGGCCCCUGGCCGGCACCGUGCUGGUGGCCGUGGCCGCCUCGCUGGUGGCAGGGGGCGAGGACUGCCUGUGGUACGUGGACAGGAACGGCUCCUGGCACCCCGGCUUCGAAUGCGACUUCUUCACCUUCUGCUGUGGCACGUGCCACCAGCGGUACUGCUGCCGUGACCCCCUGCGCCUGCUCACUGAGCGCCAGCAGCACCACUGCCUCACCUUCAGCCCCAAGACCAUCGCGGGCAUCGCUGCGGCCGUGGUGCUCUUCAUCGCCAUCGUCACAACCAUCGUCUGCUGCUUCAUGUGCUCCUGCUGCUACUUGUACCAGCGCCGGCAGCACCUCCGCACCCCCCUGCAAGGCCCAGAGAUCCCGUUGUCCAGCUACCCCCCCAUGCCGCCCCCAGCCCCCUUCCCCAUGGACCCCAAAGCCGACCCCAUGCCCCCCCAGCCUGGCUUCACCCCCAUGGCCAUGUACCCGCCAGCCGGCCCUGCUGCCCAGUACCCGCUGUACCCCUCCGGUCCCCCCAUCUACAACCCCACAGCGCCUCCACCCUACGUCCCAGCACAGCCCAGCUACCCCGGAGCCUGAGCACCCACGGGGACCCCGGCACCCUUCUCCUGCCACCGGCCAGUGGGGCCGGGCUGGGGACCUUCGUCCCCCCACCGCGGAGCCGGGAGAGUGCCCCAGCCGUGGCUGGAUCAGGCCCUUCCCGGCUGUCCUGGCGAUGACCCCGUGCCGGCAGCACAGGGCGGCUCUUGUCCCGCACACUGGGCCCUUUGUGGGUGCCUCCACCCCGGCUCUGGGUGCCAACGGCCCCGUGCACGCAUGGGGGGGAUGCCCGGGGGUCCCCCGAGGGCCGUGCAUUGCUGCACCCCUGCACCCCCACGUCUGGAUUCAGCCCCGGCUCUACCUCCCCUGGGGUUGGCAUUAAACCACGUCUUGUGCCACACACCCGGUGUCAUCUCGG
Grus americana (Whooping crane) is the source of this 1520-nucleotide messenger RNA. RefSeq names its product shisa family member 4 (gene SHISA4). Lineage: Eukaryota; Metazoa; Chordata; Aves; Gruiformes; Gruidae. The record is from RefSeq and is a predicted model, not a curated record. Bases 533 to 1141 code for a protein of 202 amino acids. The transcript has 5 exons.